AUGCCUUGGGACAGCAUCAAGCUCAACGACGGCACUCAAAUUCCGAGCAUUGGGUUUGGGACGUGGACUUUGGGGAAUGGCCAAAAUGUGAUCGACCAAGUGGACCAGGCUAUCUCGCUCGGCUUCAGCCAUGUCGAUACUGCUCAAUCGUAUCGCAAUGAAGUAGAGGCCGGGAAAGCUAUCCGAGAAAGCGGGCUAGCGAGGGAAGAGAUAUAUGUGACCACCAAAUACUCAGGCUUGGACGGGCUCGAUAUCGAAACCUCCAUUCAAAAUAGCUUAGCAAAUCUGGGGAUAUCGUACGUUGACUUGUACCUGAUCCACCAUCCUCGUCUUGCCACGCCAGACAUACCAACUGCAUGGGCGAAGAUGGAAGCGCUCCAGAAAAAGGGGUUCGCCAAGAGCAUCGGCGUCAGUAACUUCGGUGUCGAAGACCUGAAGAUAUUGCUAGCCUCAGCAAAAAUUAAACCUGUCGCGAAUCAGAUUUUGUGGCAUCCUUACGUUUACGCGCAACAAGCCCCCAUUUUGGAGUUCUCAAAACAGAAUGAUAUCGUGAUCGAGGGGUACAGUACUUUGAUUCCAAUUACAAGGUCGCCUGGCGGCCCAGUGGACAAACCACUCAGCGAGAUAGCAGAAAGACUCGACGCGACACCUGAUCAAAUCCUUCUAGCUUGGGCUAAAGCCAAAGGCGUUGUCGUCGUCACCACGAGUUCCAAGGAGUCGAGACUCAAAGGAUACCAGCGUGCGGGGGAUUUGAAACUGACGGCAUCGGACAUCAGCGCAAUCGACAGCGCUGGUGCUGAAGGGGCCAAGCGAAGCACUGCGAGGGUCUUCGUACGCAGGGCUGCCGUAGCUGCGCUUGCUGUCGCGGCGGCGUUGCGUGUGCUAACGUAUUUUGAAAUCCUUUGA
Pleurotus ostreatus (oyster mushroom) is the source of this 906-nucleotide messenger RNA. RefSeq lists its product as uncharacterized. The coding region runs from base 1 to 906 and encodes 301 amino acids. Lineage: Eukaryota; Fungi; Basidiomycota; Agaricomycetes; Agaricales; Pleurotaceae. The transcript is spliced from 10 exons. Gene Ontology annotation, molecular function: oxidoreductase activity, acting on NAD(P)H as acceptor. The record is from RefSeq and is a predicted model, not a curated record.